AUGGCAUCAACCGUGUUUCGCAUUGCAGUGUUGUUAUUCGACCCCAAGGCACCGCGCGAGAUGAAGCUGAGAUUCAGAUUCGCGUCGUCAUGGCUUACCUCGGAUGAACAGAGCAGUUUCAAUAAGGGUAUCAGCUCCGUUGUAGUAUAUCACGCUUCACCAAGGCGCACGACACGAUUUGACUGCGCCGACGAGGUCGAUGAGGUCGGGCACUCACGACGUGCGGUGGAUGCCGACUAA
This is a messenger RNA of Anthostomella pinea, 240 nucleotides long. Lineage: Eukaryota; Fungi; Ascomycota; Sordariomycetes; Xylariales; Xylariaceae. The record is from the annotation of a GenBank genome assembly.